Messenger RNA from Pecten maximus, 3787 nucleotides. RefSeq names its product protein PTHB1-like. The coding region runs from base 155 to 3010 and encodes 951 amino acids. Lineage: Eukaryota; Metazoa; Mollusca; Bivalvia; Pectinida; Pectinidae. Gene Ontology annotation, biological process: cilium assembly. Gene Ontology annotation, cellular component: membrane; BBSome. The record is from RefSeq and is a predicted model, not a curated record. The transcript has 25 exons. Gene Ontology annotation, molecular function: protein binding.
CACGCUUGCGCUGACGUGAAAAUAGCUUUGAAGCUUUAGUCAUUUGGCAGUAACAGGAGUUAUCGAUGUCAAAUUCUUGGAAGAUGUGAUGCAUAUCCUGUAAUAAGGAGUGUGAAAUUCUAAAGACUGUUGUGAGGAGAGUUCCACACCAAAGAUGUCGUUGUUUAAGGCACGGGACUGGUGGUCCACCUCUGUUGGCGAAGCUGAGGAGUUCGGACCUGGCUGUCUUUGUGUGGCCAAUAUUGAUAAUGGUUCAGAUGGAUUAGACAAAGUCGUGACAGGAAGUUAUCAAGGAAUUCUGCGUGUUUACAACCCACGUCCUACCAAACAGGAAGAUGGGUGGUCCGGCUAUCGACCAGAAGACGUUCUGCUGGAGUCAUCCCUACCAAACCCAAUUCUACAAGUGGAAGCAGGAGUCUUCGCUUCGGGCUCUGACCUUCUCCACUUAGCUGUGCUGCACUCGAGAAAGUUGGCUGUGUACAAUGUGUCUGUGAUGUCAGGGGCUGUCGACCAUGGACGUCAGUAUCAGCUGAAAAAGACCUAUGAACAUAACCUUCAGAGAGCUGCCUUCAACUUCUGUUAUGGUCCAUUUGGAUCUGUUAGAGGAAAAGAUUUUAUUUGUGUACAAUCCAUGGAUGGAACAGUGUCUAUUUUUGAGCAGGAAAGUUUCUCGUUUAGUCGAUUCUUACCAGGAGCUCUUUUACCUGGACCCAUUAAAUACAUUCCUAAGUUGGACAGUUUUGUCACUGCCUCAUCCUCGUGGCAGUUAGAGUGUUAUAAAUAUCAGGUGUUAGCUGUCGCAACAGAUUCAAAGACAAAGGAAGAAUCACAAAGUAUGAAGUCUGGAAAACGAGUAAAUGUGUCUGGCCGGGGAACUGUAUGUGAGUAUGACUGGUGUUUUAAUAUUGGUGAGCAAGCAGUCGACAUCUUUGUUACUCAAUUCCAACAAAAUGCACCUCAGACAAUAUUGGUUUUAGGAGAAAGGACUAUAUUUUGUUUAACAGAAACUGGUAAACUUAAGUUUAUGAAGAAGAUGGAGUGUGAUCCCAGCUGUUUCCUACCUUACGCUUCAGUCAGUGACGGAGGAGUUAAUUACCUAGUGGGAUCCCACACUAAGUCCUUAAUGGUUUACCAGGACUGUACCCUCAAAUGGGCCGCCAAGCUGGACAACGUACCAAUGCAAGUCUGUGUUGGCACAUUUUCGGACCUAAAGGGCGUUCUAGUCACUCUGAGUGAUGAAGGCAGAUUGGAGUGCUCAUACCUGGGGACAGACCCGGCCCUAUUUAUUCCUCCGACGACGGAGGCACGAGAACUCAACUACCCCGACAUGGACCGUGAAAUGGCCAUGCUGCAGAAGAAGAUAAAACAACUAGCAAAUAAAUCAGUGAUUGUGCCAAGUGUGAAGCAGGAAGAUGACCUCACGAUUUCCUGCCAAGUCAACUCUAGUCUAGAUGAACCGUCUGUUGCCAUGGGUAUGGAGUAUGAGGAUGUUGAUGGAGUGCCGUCCAUCACUGUUAGGAUUCAGUUAAAAGCCAGACUACUUCUGGAGAAGAUAAAAGUGAUGGUACAUGUUGACCUCCCUUUGGCGUCCAGUUCACAGACAUUUGAUGUGUCAGAUGUGGAUCCCAAUAAACCGUCAGAACAUUUUGUGUCAUUCUUUGUACAGGGAAAAGGACUCCCUACGACGUUAACAGCAACAAUAUCUGCAAACUACAUCAGCGCCUCUGGAGCACCGAGGGUAGCCACUGGCAAAGUCAAGCUCCCUAUCAAACUGGUGGUGAAGCCAGUUUUGCCAGUAAAGAAUGCGGAAUACAAGAUUACACUAGAUUCAAACAAACCUCCUGCUAACCUUUUAGAUAUUUUCACAGAUUUAUCUGGGGAGAAUGCUGGGGGACAGGGAGCCGCUCUAGGGUUCCAGUACUAUGGAGGUCCUAUAGUUACAGUGUUGGCCUCUAAAACAUCACAGCGCUACAGACUACAAUGUGAUAAGUUUGAGGGCUUGUGGCUUGUUACCAAGGAGAUGGUGGGUCGCCUUAACAACCACUUCAGCAAAGGCAAAGUUGAGAGCUACUCUAUCUACUUCUCCUCACAGCUCCCCCUACAGGAAUACUUUGACCUCAUCGACAGUCAUUUCGAGCACCGCCUGAAUGCCAAGCGUUGUAGCGAAAUGCUAGCUCAACGAGCAUCACAGUUUCGUGCAAUACAACGUCGACUUCUGACACGAUUUAAGGAUAAAACACCCGCUCCUCUGGGUAACCUGGACACUUUGUUAGAAGGCACUUACAGACAGUUGUUACAUUUGGCGGAUGCUGUUGAAGACAACAAUAAAUCACAAGACAUGGCUGCUAACUCCCUCAACUGUGGAACACGUCUCUUCAACCUCCUCAUACGACUCUGGACCAGCAUGUCAGAUGAUGAGUUUAAAGUUCUACAACAGACAAUAACACCAGUCGUACCCAGUUCUCAAGAGCAGGGCUGGGAGGAGUCUGUGGAUGCGUCUGUGACACACCUUCUUCGUACAACCCUGGCCAAGUCCGCGAAGGACCAGACUCUAAAUCCACAACCUCUACAGAUGCCUGAUGACACAACUAAAGUCAAGAAACACAUCGCUCUUAUGUGUGACAAGUUAGGGAAGGGAGGAAGACUUGUGGAAGGCAUGCCUACAAAUACUGCAGUAAAUAUGGCUCCUUCACCACGAAAGGAGAAGAAGAACAAGAUAUCGGCCACGAGUAAAACUGUGAUGGAGAAUGGACACAUAGACACUAGUGAUGAUACAGAGACUCUGAUUGGUAGUCAGUUCGGUAAACAGAAACACAAACGAAAGGAAGCUGAUUCUUUAUCUUACCCCAAUGGAAUGUCAGAGUUACCUGCCCUUGGAUUACCAGUUGAAAAUCGGCCAGACGAGGGAGUAGAGUUCCAGAAGAAGAAACAGAUAGAGGCUAUGGUGCCAGACUUGGACGAUAUGGCUGAUCACAUGGAAGGUCCCGGUCUGGUUCCCUUAGAGGACUGACGAUGUUCCUCAUCACCACUGGACAUGGUACUGUAACCAGGAUGUGAACAUUGGUCCUCUGAAGAAUGAUCCUAAGGUUACCAGUGUUUUUAGACAAUGACAUACGUACGUUACAUGGAAACUGGGAUUCUUGUCACUGUGUCCAAAAGUGAGGCCAAUGCCUAAUGAUGACAUAGGAGGAUUGUGGUAUUUUUCUCAGUGAUGAUUCGUUGGAAGAUUCUUUCUCAGGUGAUGACUUGUGGGAAGAGUAGCACCCAUUCCCCCUUGAUGACUUGUGGGAAGAGUAGCACCCUUUCCCCCGUGAUGACUUGUGGGAAGAGUAGCACCCAUUCCCCCUUGAUGACUUGUGGGAAGAGUAGCACCCAUUCCCCCCGUGAUGACUUGUGGGAAGAGUAGCACCCAUUCCCCCUUGAUGACUUGUGGGAAGAGUAGCACCCUUUCCCCCGUGAUGACUUGUGGGAAGGGUAGCACCUUAUUCUGUGAUACUAAGUUAUGAGGAAAAUCAGAUCUUCGUCCCGUGAAUGACAUGCUGUGAGGAAAGUGAGAUUGUUGUGCUGUGAUGUCACAGAGAAUUUUGUCCCUUGGCCGUCCUGAAUGUUUUGUCCAUCUUGUUGAUUUCCGUCCAUAGAGUUUCGUCAUUGCAUGAAACAUUCUGCCAAACUUUGAAGCUUGAAAUGGUCCUGUAAACACGAUAUAUCAUAUUUUGUUAGGCAAAUUUACACAAAAAACAAUUUGUCAACAAGCAUUGUGAGGUAUUAUUGAAAUUAUGGUGCAGUG